Fusarium odoratissimum NRRL 54006 is the source of this 234-nucleotide messenger RNA. RefSeq lists its product as uncharacterized. The transcript has a single exon. The record is from RefSeq and is a predicted model, not a curated record. Bases 1 to 234 code for a protein of 77 amino acids. Lineage: Eukaryota; Fungi; Ascomycota; Sordariomycetes; Hypocreales; Nectriaceae.
AUGGCGACUUACGGGUCUCAAAUUCAUGACAUCCCCAUACGACUUAUUGGCGACGAGAGUGCUUUCGAAAGAGCCGUAGAAGCCAUUUAUCCGAAUGGUGUCACGUUUACAUAUCACAGAACAGGGACUGCCGCUUCGCCAUGGCCAGUAUGCAAUGUUCAAGCGAAUUCAAGCACUGGACCAGCCGAUCUCGUCAAGCACCUCCAGGACGCUGAGGUUAUCAUGAAGGAGUGA